CAUAUGCAAUGUGGAUGAAUUGCCAUUGGCACGAAUUUUCUAUCCAAUUUUGAUGGGAUUUUUAUUUCAUAUGCGUUCAUUUUUUCCAUGGCAAACUCCAACACUCAUCCAUAAAGCGAUGAAAUUUGUGAAAUGCCGACACGAUGAACAAAUGUUGAUGAAUUGCUAUUCAUUCUUAAUUCCAUCACAUGCUUAAUUGGAAAAUAUCGGGUACUGUAUGUUGUGACGUUGAAACUACGCUGGACUUUAUUUCGUUAAAAACAAAGUAAAAUGAAACUAGAACCGAAUAUUUAGUUAUUUUGUUAUUUGUUUGUCGAUUUAUUCUAAUUUCAUAUAUAUAUAUGUGUAUGUGCGUGUGUACGAAUGCGUGCGCGCGCCAUUUGAGUAACCAAUGUUCAUAUUGAGUUCUUUGAAUAAAUAUACUUGUUUAUUGAAUUUGCAUAUAAAAUGUAGACAUUUGUUAAUUUCCUUACUUUGUUUCAUUACGUUGGCUGUACGGCCAUAUGGGUAGUGCGGCUUAAAUAGCAAGUAACAGCACUUAGUGUGUCAGUGCUCUUUGUACUGAAACCGAAGAGAUUUGUUUGUCGUCGUGUGUUUACACUGGAAAAGUGAGUUGAAAAAAGACGAGCGCAAUGGCGGCCUUGAGUAAAUAUUAUAGUGAAAUUAUGCGAAAUCAUAAUGUAACGUGUGCAUAUGUGCUGCAUCCCAACGAGUCAUGCUCGUGGUUUUUAAUCAAAACUCUGCCCAUCACUAUAUUUCGAGUGUCUCAGUUUUUUGUUCCAUUAUAUUUUUUGCCGUUGCUUGCUAAUUCAAAAAAACUCAACAAGGAAAAAGUGUACGAAGUUCUUGAGGUGUUUGUGAGCUCAGUAGUCGGCGGGAGUUUCACGGUCUAUAUAGCUUUUUUGACCAUUUGCCUUUUAUCGAACAUCUUCGGCCGCUCAUCGUUUUGGACUCUGAUACCAAUCCCAGCAAUGACUGGUGGUCUGGCCAUCUUCUUUAUCAACGAUAAGAUCCGGAGUUUCUUCAGUCAUGCCUGCUCGAUUGUCGUUUUCGAUAUAUUGAUGCGCGACGGUUCAUUGUGGCCAAUGCGAAUGUUGAAAACACAUCGAUCGCUUCGAACGUUACUGUUCAUGGUUCUUAGUGGUGUCAUUGUGGAUUCGAUGUACCUAAAUAGUGAUUCAGUGUUUUGGCUAUUUAAACCAUUAAAAAAAUACCAAAAACCAAUCGAAAAAGUUCCGAGUGAAUCGAAGCCCAUUGAUCGACAUCACAUUUGCCAUCAUAAAAACAGCUGUGACUCGCAUAUCUUACACGUUUUCAAAACGUACCUAAUGCUUGGAAUGGCAUUGGAAGUUCUCAAGGCAUUCUUUGGCAAUUUUGGAUUAUUUGUACGGAAUCCUUUAAGUGGUUUCAUUCACGUGAUCAAGCAUAUAAAGCCAAAUUACUUACUAUUUAUCGGUGGCUAUCCAACACUUACCCGUCUAACAAAUUGCAUACUAAAUAACUGGCUACAAAAGUCGACGCGUUUAAAUCAGGAUAUAUCUGCGGUCAUCGGCGGUCUUCCAUUCUAUUUCUGUGCAAAUGAAACGCCAAUUCUGGCACACACAUUUGCCACGGGCAUAGAAUCGAUUUGGCAUCGAUACAAAAAAUACUCAGAUCCAGAAACAAAGACCUAUCAAUGGUUAACCAAAAUUCCAUUCAUCCCAUUGGUGUACAUCUUUGGAGGGAGUCUAAUGUAUACGUCGAGACUUUUCUUUCCGUGGCUUGCUCCAAAGUUUUUGCAACGAUUAAUGAUGCUCAUCACAAAUUGCAAAUUUGAUAUCAUCGGUGAAAGAGUACAUUCAUUUUGGAUACCCGAAGUGAUAAUUUAAGCACGAAUCAAUUCGAGUCACCAUUAAAGCUGUAAUUAUGUAAUUGUUAAUAGGAUAAAGAAUGUUACAUUGAAUUUUUGAAUGAGGCUAGGGAACAAACCAAACAAAAAAAAAGAGAAAUACUAAAUGUUAUAAGGAAUAUGAAAUAUUCAGUGUUUUUGUUUGUUUAGUCGACUUCUUCAAUCGACCUCCUCGACAGUUGGGCCUCUUUGUGGGCCAGGACGAUGAUGAGACGACGACUGCGAUGAUUGAUCGCCACCACCACCACCGGCGCCAUGCAAUUUUGACAUAAUUGGUCCGCAUACUUGUUGCAAUUCUUUCAAUUGAUGCUCGAAUUCCUCUUUUUCGGCCAAAUUAUUUGCAUCCAGCCAUGACAUUGCCGACGAGCAUUUAUCUUUAACGGUUUGUUUAUCGGAAUCGCUGAGUCGAUCAGAUGGAGCAUCUUCAACGGCUUGUUUGCAACCGAAAAUGUAAGUUUCCAAUUGAUUGCGCGCGACAAUCUUUUCCUUUUGACGGUCGUCUUCUUCACGGUAUUUUUCUGCAUCGGAUAACAUACGAUCGAUUUCGGCCUUUGACAAACGGCCUUUGUCGUUGGUAAUUGUGAUCUUCUCUUGACGACCGGUGCUGUUAUCCUUGGCCGAUACAUUCAAAAUACCGUCAGCAUUCAAAUCGAAUGUGACCUCGAUUUUUGGAACACCCCGUGGCGCGGGUGGGAUGCCGUUCAAAUUGAAUGUGCCCAAAAGGUUAUUGUCUUUGGUCAUGGCACGUUCACCCUCGUACACUUGAAUGGUAACGGCAUUUUGAUUGUCGCUGUAAGUGGUGAACGUUUGUUGUUGUUUGCAUGGAAUGCGAGCAUUGCGUUCGAUGAGUUUGGUCAUUACUCCACCAGCCGUUUCGAUACCCAACGACAAUGGUGUAACAUCAACUAGAAGAACAUCUUGAAUCUUUGAACUGCCUUCGCCACUCAAGAUAGCUGCUUGCACUGCGGCACCAUAAGCAACCUAUACAUUAUUAUUUUUUUGGAAAUAAUAAAUUUUUAAACACAAUUUCUUCAAGGAGAAUUAAAUGUGAGCAAGAUACUUACCGCUUCAUCUGGGUUGAUCGAAAGGUUUAAUGCUUUGCCGCAGAAGAAAUCUUGAAGCAUUUUUUGGAUUUUCGGAAUGCGAAUUGAGCCACCGACCAGAACGACUUCAUCGAUUUUUCCCUUGUCCAAUUUGGCAUCGGUCAACGCUUUCUCGACCGGUUGCAAUGUUGAGCGGAACAAAUCCAUGUUCAAUUCUUCGAAACGAGCUCGAGUGAUUUUGGCAUAGAAAUCAACGCCUUCAUGCAAUGCAUCAAUUUCCAAUGAAGCUUCUGUGCUCGAUGAAAGUGUUCGCUUAGCCCGUUCACAAGCCGUACGCAAACGGCGCAAAGCACGUGCAUUUCCAGUCAAAUCUUUCUUAUAUUUGCGUUUGAAUUCCUCCACAAAAUGAUUGACCAGACGAUUGUCAAAAUCUUCACCACCCAAAUGGGUGUCACCAGCUGUGCUCUUUACUUCAAACAAUGAACCCUCGUCAAUCGACAGAAUUGACACAUCAAAAGUACCACCACCCAAAUCGAAAAUCAACACAUUCUUCUCACCCUUCAAGUUUUUAUCAAGACCAUAGGCCAAAGCGGCAGCCGUUGGUUCGUUGAUGAUACGCAAUACAUUUAGCCCAGCAAUUGAACCAGCAUCUUUUGUCGCUUGACGUUGCGAAUCGUUGAAAUAAGCAGGCACCGUGAUUACGGCAUCUUUAAUUUUACUGCCCAAAAAUACUUCGGCAAUUUCGCGCAUUUUCGUCAAAACCAUCGAGCUAAUCUCUUCCGGUGCGAAAACUUUACGUUCGCCCUUGAAUUCCACUUGGAUUUUCGGUUUUCCACAAUCAUUGAUUACGGUAAACGGCCAGUGUUUGAUGUCAUCUUGAAUUUUCGGAUCGUCAAAUUUACGGCCAAUCAAACGCUUCGCAUCGAAUACCGAAUUUUUUGGAUUCAUAGCGACCUGUAAAAAAAUCACAGAGAGAAAACAAAAAAAUUAUGACAAAACGAACGAACGAAUUAUGUCAUUUACGGCGUACACAUAGUAAAUAAAACAUGAACCGACGGAUUCUCUAUUAUACAAAAACAGUAUAAUGCCAUAAACGAACGCGCGCGCGAUUCGUAGCAUGUUUCGAAAUUUGAUGUCAUUGUGAGUAGGCGCUCGCCGAUUUGCGUUGCUGUUGCUGUUGCUGCUCUACCUGUGUCACAAUGUCAAAUUUAGAAUCGCCAAUUUCAUCGCAUCGAACACAAUCCAAUAUCAAAUAUAUAAUGUUUAGAUUAGGUGAACAUGGUUCGAAUAUGCUUAUGCGUAUAUUUGAUUUUUAGGAGAAGAAAAAAAAGACACACGCACUGGAUGAUACUCCCGAAAAUUUAGCGGUUACGUGGAACCAAAUUGAAAGCUAUUUUUAAAAGAUUAUGUUGUUGCAUGUAAAUCGUGGGUGUUGCUCAUAUUGCGCGAGUGCUACUUUGAAUUUUCCUCAUUGAAUUCAUGCUAGAGAGAGAGAGAGAGAGAGAGAGAGCGAGAGAGAGCGAGAGAGAGAGAGAGAGAGAGAGAGAAAUGAAGCGCCGAAAAUAUAUGUAUAUAUAUCCAUCGAAAUAUAUGAAUAAAUAUAUCAACAAAUUACGAAAAUAGAAUCGGUUUACUCAUCCAUUGAAACUGUGCGUCAUGUUAUGUUAGGCUUUUUUUUCGCUUCAUACUUCUACAUUCGAGAAAUUUCGCGUCCGUUCACAGAUCACACGCGAAAUUCAAAACAAACAGCAAACAAUCUCAUAUAUGAUUUUAUAUAAAAUUGUCUAUAUACAAUUGUUCAGGUUCAUUUGUCGUCCGUACUUUUAUGAUUGGUUGCGUUAUUUUACGGAAAUUCAAUUCGAAGUGCCCAUAAAAAUUCGUUUGUGAUCUCCGCUCAAUCGAUACCAUAUGGACUAUGUACAUGAUGUGCUAUGCGUAUAACAUUUCAUUGACAAUAUCAUCGCAUAAACAGCGAGAAAACAAUCAGCAAACGUUGUGUUUCAAUCAAGAUAAAGAUGAAAAAACACACUGUGCACAUCGUGAUGAGUGGAUGUAUGGACUCUAAGAAUAAAUUGUUAAUUAGAACAUUUUGCGGUUUUUGCUUAACAUACGUCAUAGUAACAAUUAAUAAUUCAUUAAUUGUUUGGCCAAAUUCUAGCAGCAGCUACAAUAAAACGAACCGAAAAAAGACGUGGCCUGUAAAUUGUGCUCUCUCUCUCUCUCUCUCUGUGUGUGUGUGUGUGUGUGUGUGCGUAUAUUUCGGAUUGACCAUGUAUACCAGCACACUAAUGGCUUAUUUAUUGUUCUGAAUAAUGCAUUAGUAUCAAUCUCAUUGGCGAAAAUGCAGCACCAAAAAUGGUCAAGUACACGAAAACCUCGAUUGUCAUCAACAGUGCGACAAACAUCAAUUUCAUGCUCAACAUAUGCUGCUGCAUUAUUCACGAAGCAUCGCUAAGGGCAUUUGUGUGCGCAUAUCAUCAAAUGCUUUUCUCGAAAAUCAAAUACAGCGCAAACAACAACAUCAACAUUGAGAGAAAAAACACCUAAAAAUGCAUCGUGCAUUUUGAUCCAGCGCGCUCGCACUCGCGCUCGUGUUGUUCAUGACACACUAAAAAAAACAUAACAAAUAUUUCCAUUUCGAUUGGGUUUCGUGUCGCUUACCUGAUUUUUUGCGGCAUCACCAAUUAAACGUUCGGUAUCAUUGAAUGCCACAUACGAUGGUGUUGUCCGGUUUCCUUGGUCGUUUGCAAUGAUCUCGACUUUUCCAUGUUGCCAAACUCCCACGCACGAGUAUGUCGUUCCCAAAUCAAUACCGAUUGCCUUUGCCAUUCUGUUCGCUUAAUUUGUU
Molecule: messenger RNA, 5779 nt
Organism: Sitodiplosis mosellana (orange wheat blossom midge)
Lineage: Eukaryota; Metazoa; Arthropoda; Insecta; Diptera; Cecidomyiidae
Exons: 8
Coding region: 633-1868 (411 amino acids)
Source: RefSeq, a predicted model, not a curated record